This is a messenger RNA of Prorocentrum cordatum, 937 nucleotides long. Lineage: Eukaryota; Dinophyceae; Prorocentrales; Prorocentraceae. The record is from the annotation of a GenBank genome assembly.
CAAGCCUGUUUUUGUUCACGCAGCCGAUAACGAUACUAACUAAGCACGCCGCCCCAGGCCCGGUCGGGCCGGGAGGCGUCUGAUGGUGCAGCAUAUCCCUCAAGAAAGAGACGACCUCCUCUGGGCAGUCGUCGCGGUGCUCCUGGUCGUUCUGUUCGCCACUUCCAGCUCCGACGAGUGUGCGACGCAAGGCUUCCAGGAGGCCGUGGGACCAGGCCCGACGGUCUCCUUCGUGGCGGGCGACACGGCGAAUCUGGCGGCGCUGUUCUCCAUGGGCGUGCUCUUCCAGUGCUCGGCGCGCUACCUCCUGUCGAGCAAGGCGAGGUCGUAUGCGUCGCCGCCGCGUGAGCACGGCCGUGCGUGGGCCUGCUGCUGCCGUCCCUGACGCCUCCCUCCAUGUUCCCCCACCCUUCCCGCGCGCCUCCCUCGCUCGUCGCGCGCCCCCCCUCCUCUGCCCAGCACGGGGCGGGGAGGGCGGGGAGGGCUGAGGCCCCGCCCCGCCGCGAGACGCGCCCCUGCCGCCACAUGAGCGCGGGCCUCUUCGCGCGCGGGCAUGUUCUGUCUUCGUGCCCGCGGACGUAGCCGCCAGCGAGUGUCGUGUCAGGCCACCGCCGAAGCAGGCCGUGCGACCUCGCGCGGGCGGCGGGGAGUUCCCUCUUCCUCCUUACCUCCACCUCCGCACCUGCUCUGCGCAAGCAAUUUGCGCGACCUGACUGGCUGGCAUGCGUUUGGCUUGUCGCCUGUUGGAAUGAAGUAAUGUUCUAACGCGCUCUCUGCGCAUCGCAGCCCAAUUGGCUGGAGUUUGUCGCGUCGACGAGCAGCUAUGGACGCGAGUAAUUUGAUCCGCGUCCGCGCGACUGGAAGAUUUUGAGUUGAUUCUGGUAUUUCUCUUUGUAGGUCAUCAGGCAAAGCAGGCGCUUUCCUGACAAACGAGUCC